Messenger RNA from Panicum virgatum (switchgrass), 1604 nucleotides. Its product is annotated as protein MKS1-like. Lineage: Eukaryota; Viridiplantae; Streptophyta; Magnoliopsida; Poales; Poaceae. The transcript has a single exon. The record is from RefSeq and is a predicted model, not a curated record. The coding region runs from base 238 to 1104 and encodes 288 amino acids. Gene Ontology annotation, cellular component: nucleus.
UCAAAGGCAAGGGCCCCUCAAUGAUACACAGCGGGGCUCGGGCUAGCUUGCCCGUGGACUUUUCCUUCCCCGUCGUCAGCACCACCACACCUCCGGACUUGCUCCUCCCUCUCCUCUUCCUUCCUGCUCCCCGCGUUGAACCAUUCCACCCGCCUCGCCGCCUCCCCUCCUCCGCAGCUACAAAGCCCCGUACGGCCCACUCCGGCUCGUCGUCUUCUCCCCCGGGUGCCCGCACACAUGGACGCGUCGUCGGGCGACCGCUCGUCGCCGCGCAGCCGGCAGCUGCAGGGCCCGCGCCCGCCGCGGCUCGCCGUCAGCAAGGACUCGCACAAGGUCAGGAAGCCGCCCGUCGCGCCGCAGCGGCACCACCACCUGAAGCAGCAGCAGCAGCAGGUCGUCCAGCAGCAGCAACACCACCAGCAGCAGCACCAGUACCUGCAGCAGGCGCGGCAGCCGGUCAUCAUCUACGACGCCUCGCCCAAGGUCAUCCACACCAAGCCGGGGGACUUCAUGGCUCUCGUCCAGCGCCUCACCGGCCCGGGCUCCACCUCCCAGGCCCAAUUCGACGCCGCCGCGACCACCGCGGGCCCCUCGUCCUCCGACGCGCCGCCGCAGCCGCCGUCGUCCGCGAUGGAGCUGGAGCCGCGGGAGUUCCUGCUCUCGCCCACCGCCGCGCUCUCCCCGGCCGCGCGCCUCGCCGCCAUCGAGCGCUCCGUGCGCCCGCUCCCCCCGCACGCGCCGGCGCCCGCCCCGCCCUACUACGACGACGACCUGUUCCUCCCCGCCCCGGCCUCCGCGGACCUGGACGGCUUCGCGGCGGCCCUCGGCGGCGCGCAGGGCUUCCGGCCCGGGAUCCUCUCGCCCGCCGCUCUCCCGCCGGCGGCCUCCACGGGGCUCUUCUCGCCGAUGCCGUUCGACCCGAGCUGCCUCUCGUGGCUGAGCGAGCUGAGCCCGUUCCUGCCCUCCGCCGGCACCCGCGCGGAGCAGGCUCCGCCGUUCGCGCCCAGCCCGCGCAGCAGCCUGCUGCUGGCCACGCCCACCAUGCCGUCGCCGGCCACCUUCUCCGUGCUCGAGUUCUUCAGCAGCAACUUCCCGGACCUGUAAAUCCCUGUUGAUCAUUAACGACACACCAGUUCCUUCCUCCUGAUUCCAUCAAUUGUUUCUUUCGUCGCCGUCCGGCGCAGUUGACGCGAGAAAUCAUCGGGCCAUCCGUGUUCCGUGCCCCGACAGCCGGGUUAAUCCAAUCACUUUUACCGUCUCGGUAAUUUGGGCGAUGAGGAAGAAUCAAUCGGUUGAUGAGAUGAGAUGAAACCGUGGUUACAUUGAUUCAUUUUUUUUCUAUUUUGUUAUAAAUUGUUAGAUUUUUCUUUUUGCUGUUGUGUUGGCCGGGUCAGUAGGUGAGAGAGAGAGCAAGUUGGCCUUGGCCAGUAGUGGUAGCUGCUGAUUCAUUAAUUAAUUGACUGGAGUAGGAAUUUUUCCUUGUCAAGUUUUCUCCGUUUCCAUGGAUUGAAAUCGUCAACUGCAGGAAGGUAGAGGCUGCAAUUGUUCUUCUUUUUCUUGCCUUUGUUUAUUCUUGCUGAUACAAAAUAUAAUACUAUGUUAAA